GUCGCUCUCUACGCUGGCUCAUUGCAAAGCGGAAAGUAUCUUUGCUCUCUCGCGGUUGACUCUAUCUCCGGUGGGUCGGUGAAUAGCUGGUUUCUGCCGAUAAAGCCUGACUUGCAGCCUCAAAAGGGUAGCACUGGCUUUAACAGAAGCGAGGUUUGUGGGCUGUAUGCUUCAUAGCUCAUCUUUGAAGUAGCACAACCAUGGGCGUGGAGGUCGAGACAAUAUCUCCCGGUGAUGGAAGAACAUUUCCAAAGAAAGGCCAAACAUGUGUUGUUCAUUACAUAGGUAUGCUGCAGAAUGGGAAAAAGUUCGACUCCUCUCGAGACAGGAACAAGCCCUUUAAGUUCAAGAUUGGCCAUAAUGAGGUCAUCAAGGGCUGGGAAGAAGGAGUAGCACAGAUGAGCCUGGGCCAGAGGGCUAAAAUCACCUGCACACCAGACAUGGCUUAUGGAACAACAGGCCACCCCGGAGUCAUCCCCCCAAACGCCCCCCUUAUUUUCGACGUGGAGCUGCUCAAGCUGGAGUGAUGCCAGGGCUAGAACGCAAAGGCUGAAGGUUAACGAGGCUGCAUUCACCGUAACCCGUUUCCCCAGGGAGACCGUACCCGAGCCACCCGCUCGUUUUCUCUGUUUUUACAGUCGUCUUCUUCAGUUCGGUAUAUAAACGUAUCGCCUGCUGCUUCAUUGCCAACGUGUCAAGCUAGAUACCGCAAGGAAAUGUUCACGUUGUACAAGACUUUUACACACACACACACACAUUUUGGUUUGUUUGUUACAUAUGCUUUUUUUGUUGAAUUUCGUUUAAUGUUGUAAAUUUUGUUGAUCCAAGAGGAAAUCCGUUCUCUUUGAAAAGCCGUACUACAUUGCAAUCAAAACAUAUAUUGCCUUACAGUUUGAACAACGGAGGGGAGGGUACAUGGGUCAAAAGUACAAUGUCUACUCUGUAUUAACUGGGCAUUAUAUACCGCUGUCUGCAUUGCCACUUUGAUAAAGGCUUGUCCUGCUGAAUGCUUGGAAUGAUGUUGCUAUGUUUGGUAUAUUUUAUAAUCCUCAUGAACAUUUACUGCAAGUGUACCCUAUACAGUCAAACCCAGUCCAAUACUGUACAGAACUCUUUAAGAGCAAUUGCUACUAUGACAGUUUGGUUAACUCUUGAAUAAAG
Messenger RNA from Archocentrus centrarchus (flier cichlid), 1161 nucleotides. It is a transcript of the gene fkbp1b, whose product is annotated as FKBP prolyl isomerase 1B. The transcript is spliced from 4 exons. NCBI's taxonomy places the organism in Eukaryota, Metazoa, Chordata, Actinopteri, Cichliformes, Cichlidae. Gene Ontology annotation, molecular function: peptidyl-prolyl cis-trans isomerase activity. The record is from RefSeq and is a predicted model, not a curated record. Gene Ontology annotation, cellular component: sarcoplasmic reticulum membrane; cytoplasm. Bases 201 to 527 code for a protein of 108 amino acids. Gene Ontology annotation, biological process: protein peptidyl-prolyl isomerization.